AUGCUGCCCGUAGCUUCGCUCACCCACCUCCUACUUGUCUCCUCCGUCCUUCUCCUCCUGUUUGUCAGCAAUCUUAGGGCAGAGCCUGUGGUGAUCGACACGCACUCAGCUCGUGGGCGGAUCACCGUUGCGGAUCGGAACUACGAGGUCGGGGAAGAAGUGCUAGCAGAGGCUGCCUCCUUGGUAUGGCCUGCCAACUCGGACUCCUCCUUCGUCCUCAAGUUUCUCGAGGGAGGGGAGGAGGAGAGGGAGGCUAUCUUGCAGCUCGCUCACUUGCCGACUGAUGCCAAGACGGAGAGGAUAGCUCGACUUCGUGCGGCAGCGGAGGAGGUGUACGACAGCAUGCGGGAGAGGAUGGAAGCAGCUGGGUGGGAGGAAGAGGAUGUCCACAGGCUGCUGAUCAUCAAGGACACUAACUGCUUCCCUUUCUACGGGAGGAGGGCCAGCGGGUACGAGGAGGGAACGAGCGUCGGAGCGGAUCGCCUUGCGCUGUUCCCGCGCUGCGCUAAAGUGAACCAUAGCUGCCGACCCAACGUGAUGUUCUCCUCGCAGACGGAGGACGGGAAGCUGCGGCUGAUAGCGAUGAGGAGGAUCGAGCGAGGAGAGGAAGUGACCUUCUCUUAUCUCGGGGAGGACGGUGACGUAAUGAGCAGAGAGGAGCGGAGGGAAAGGAUGAGGGGAAAGGAUUUCCUUUGCUCCUGUGCGAGGUGUGAAGGGGUCGACGAUGUCAGAGGGAUCCGAUGCCCUGCUUGCGGCAUCAUCCGAUAUCCGCUGCCUGAGACGGCGGCGAAGGAGGAGGAGGAGGCUGGGAGCGCGGGUGGGGUGGUGGAGAGGGAAAAGUGGACGGCCUGCCGGUGUGAGGGGGAGGGCGGAGGGGAUUCAGUCAGAGAUCUGGUCGAGUGGGAGGAGGAGGCGGGGAGGAGGAUGCUUCAGUUCCUCGGCAAGUGCAGAGACUUCGAUAGGCAGCUUCCUGACCCGCGAGAGCUGGAGGAGAUGGUGAAGGAGGCCCAAGGGAAACUGUCUCCCUCCCACUUCCUCGUGGCGCAGGGACAGGAGCUGCUGGCAAAAGUCUGGUCCUCGUAUGCACAUAGGAUGGAGAAGCGGGAAGACUUUGUGGCUCCCUUCCUGCUUUCCUCCCGAGAUUGCCGAGGACGCGCUGCCCGGAGUUUCUUCCUGGCGAUCCGAGUGAGGGAGGAGCUGGAGGAGAAGUGGGAGGAGGGGAGGGAGUGCAGCAAGGAGGAGACGGGAGUGAACAGCAAGAGGGGAGGGGAGGAGGGAGGAGGGAGGAGGGAGGGCGGCGAGAGGGCGGUCUUCUCCUGCACGAGGUUGGCAUUCAGCGCAGCAGAGAAUCUGAUGAGGAGCGAGAUGAAGGAAUGGAGGGAAGAGGCGGAAGACGUCACGAGGUACGUCAAGAUGAUGAAGAGAAGAUACGGGGAGGACGACGAAGAUGUGAGGAAGAUUGAAAGAUUUGUCAACGAGCUGAUAGUUUGA
Molecule: messenger RNA, 1491 nt
Organism: Guillardia theta CCMP2712
Lineage: Eukaryota; Cryptophyceae; Pyrenomonadales; Geminigeraceae
Exons: 2
Coding region: 1-1491 (496 amino acids)
Molecular function (GO): protein binding
Source: RefSeq, a predicted model, not a curated record